Messenger RNA from Tinamus guttatus (white-throated tinamou), 579 nucleotides. Lineage: Eukaryota; Metazoa; Chordata; Aves; Tinamiformes; Tinamidae. The record is from RefSeq and is a predicted model, not a curated record.
CCUGGCGGUGAUGUGCUUUGUUGUGACCAAGUCCUUCCUGCUGCCCUGCUGCUUGCCCCUCUUGCUCAUGGGCAUGACGCACUACUUCAGCAGAAAAGUUAUCCUGCACUAUCUGGACUGCGCCCUGCAUACGGACAUGUCUGACAUCGAGCAAUAUUACAUGAAACCACCGGGCUCCUGCUUCUGGGUGGCCGUCCUGGACGGCAACGUGGUGGGCAUCGUGGCGGCCCGAGGCAACGAGGAGGACAACACGGUGGAGCUGCGCCGCAUGUCCGUUGACUCCAACUACCGCGGCAAAGGCAUCGCCAAGGCCCUGGGCCGCAAGGUGCUGGAGUUUGCCAUGCUGAACAACUACUCGUCCGUCGUGCUGGGAACCACGGCCGUGAAGAUGGCGGCCCACAAGCUCUACGAGUCCUUGGGGUUCAAACACGUGGGUGUCGUGGAACAUUAUGCCCUGCCGGGGAUGACGCACUCCUUACUAGAGAGGAUGUUUUUCCAGCUCCGCUACCACCGCUACCGCCUGCAGCUGCGCGAAGAAUAAAACCCAACCAAAUGCACACACCCACCCACACACACACA